AUGAUAUCACUGAAAGACAAGGUUGAGAAGCUGGGUAGAUUACACUCUAGAAAUAUAGCAACAUUCGAUGGAGAUGGCGAUGAUGAAAGAGAGAUUGAAGUAUUGACAAAGGAUAUAUCAUCUAUAAUCACAAAGACACAUCACUUAAUCAAGAACUUGGGUGCCAAGGAGAACCUGUCACCCGAAGAGGUGAAGAUCAAGAAGAACAUACAGUCGGCCAAGUCAACACAACUUCAAGCUCUGUCGCUUGACUUUAAGAAGAAGCAAAGGACAUAUCUUAGUGCAUUACAAAAGAACUCAAGUAGCUUUGGAUGGGAGAAUGGAGAGAAUGAAGAGGAGGAGGAAGAGGUUGCCAACUAUGGAUUCACGAUGCAACAAUUGGAGGUGGUCAACGAAAUGGACAAGCAGGUGAUGCAGCGCGAUGGUGAAAUCAAACAGAUUUUGCGAUCGAUCAAUGAGCUGUCAAACAUUGUCCAGGACAUUAGUAUGAUGGUCAUCCAGCAGGGCACAUUGCUGGAUCAGAUCGAGUACAAUCUCGAACAGACCGAAGAGUCUGUCGUGCAGGGCAACGUCGAGCUGGGCAAGGCGAACGAGUACCAAAAGGGCUAUCGAUCCAGGCUCUGCAUUCUUAUGAUACUCAUUGUAUUGAUCGUCACAAUGGUCUUUGUGGCCAUCAUCAAGGCCUUCAUUUAG
Acytostelium subglobosum LB1 is the source of this 693-nucleotide messenger RNA. RefSeq lists its product as hypothetical. Gene Ontology annotation, molecular function: SNARE binding; SNAP receptor activity. Lineage: Eukaryota; Evosea; Eumycetozoa; Acytosteliales; Acytosteliaceae. The coding region runs from base 1 to 693 and encodes 230 amino acids. Gene Ontology annotation, biological process: intracellular protein transport; vesicle-mediated transport; vesicle fusion. The record is from RefSeq and is a predicted model, not a curated record. Gene Ontology annotation, cellular component: SNARE complex; membrane; endomembrane system. The transcript is spliced from 4 exons.